Messenger RNA from Mercenaria mercenaria, 3809 nucleotides. RefSeq names its product E3 ubiquitin-protein ligase rnf213-alpha-like. The record is from RefSeq and is a predicted model, not a curated record. Lineage: Eukaryota; Metazoa; Mollusca; Bivalvia; Venerida; Veneridae. The transcript has 16 exons. Bases 120 to 3794 code for a protein of 1224 amino acids. Gene Ontology annotation, molecular function: starch binding.
GUCCGCACAUGGAAAGAAUUCCUAGUUUCGUUUUGAGAUUUUCGGAAAAUCCGAUAGACAUGCCUGUGGACUUUCCUUUUCUGGAUAUGUAUACGGAUGGAUAGAAAAAAAACAAACACAUGAAGUGUUCAAACACAGGUUGCGACUGGCAGGGCCAAGGUAAUUUUUGCCAGUCAUGUGGUAAUAAAAUGAUACCAGAUGCCCCUGCUGAAGUAUUUAUAAUAUGCAGCGGGACGUUGGACGGCGUGGUAUGUGGAGCAGAGCUGAAAGAGUCACAGAACUUCUGUUGUACAUGUGGGUCUCCGGUUGAUAAACGUUUGUUUGCUAGUCUGCAAGAAAAAUGCAAAGGUUGUGGGGCUGUUCUAGGCCCAGAUUCCAAAUUUUGUGCAGAGUGUGGACUGAAAAAGGGGACAGUUGUACCAUUGAAAACAGCUGUCGGGAAUACAGUGGAAAAGGGACCAGCUUGUGAAAGCAGACCUGUCUCAGAAACUUCACAUUCAACAACGGAUACAUUAGAAGGAAAUACAAAAAACGUUAAAAACUUAGAGGAAUCAAAGUUAUCAAAAAAUGGGCCCGAGAUCGAGUCGGAGAAAUGUACGGAGAUACAGGAUAGCGAAACUAUGUCGGUUAAGGUAGAGGAAUCGGAGUCAUGUGAUUCCUCUUCAGCAUCGGAAUGCGGAGAACAAACAGAUGAUAAAUCAACAACCACUAAAAAGAAGAACAGAGGUGGAAGGAAAGCAGAAUCGAAAAGAAAAAGAGAGCAUAAAAGUAAAGUACAUGCAGAGAAGUAUAAUUUGAAAAGCAAAGAACUCUCUGAGCUAGAGACUAAUGUGAAAGAGAUUGGCAGUGUUGAGGAAGAACAGAAAGAACCACCAGAAAGCAAGGUGCAAGAAUUACAUUUAAACAGCGACGUCUGUGAUGAUACAAAUAACAAUUCCUUGGGUAAUCAGACUCCAGUUUUUGGUAAUCAUAGACAAACAGAAGAUAAUACUGAUGGCGAUUAUAGUGUUGUUUACCCGCCAGAUCCAACUGGUCCGACUUUCUUUUCAUCUGGAAACAACACACGAAUAUCUCAAGAUUCCAUGAAAGCAGAUUCCUUGAAUAAUGAUCAAGAAAAUUGUAAACCUGUAGCUGACGCUCAUAAAGAAAUAGAGAAUACGCAAAGGCAGUUUGAAGAAAGCACAAACACUCAAAGAGAUAAGCAGUUAAAUGCAGAAGACAAAAUGCAAAAAGAUGAAAAGAACAAAGAUGAAAAGACAAAGACGGACAGCGGUAGACAAACACAUGUACAUAAAGAGACGGAUACAUCAAAGGCUAAUCCGACCGGUGGCAAUGGCCAGAUUGAUGUUGUUUUUCACAUUCUUGUUCCAACAAAUAUGAUAAAGGACAACAGAAAUGUGUUGCUCGUCUUUGGAGCACAUGAAUUUGGAGGCUGGGAUAGCAGAAAAUAUGCGUUGCAUACUGUCAAAAUGUACACUGGUUAUACAGAAAUGAGUUUCAGUUUGACAAUGGCGAGAAAUCAACUGCAAAGGCACUUAAAAUACAAAUACGUUGUGAUGAAAGAUAAAUCAAAGCAGUCCACUGAAUGGGAAGACUAUUACCUCCACACGAAUGCUGAUAGGUUCCAUAACAGGAGGUUGUUUGUAGAGCCGCAUUUAGUGACGAAGAAAGAGGAAUGGCAUCAGUAUGAUGGAGUUGUUACCGUAAAGCCGAGUGAAAACAUUUUGCAAAAAUUUGGAAAUUGGAUUGUUGGAAAAAACGAAAUUGACUGGGAAUCUCACCCUGAAGAUUUUGCUAGAAGGUUGUGUCCAUCUUGGUUCAAGUCUGAUUUUAAUGUAAUGGAGACGACCCAGACACACCAUGAGUCCAUUUAUCACUUGGAAUGUUUGUACAAAGGACUACGCAAAAUAUACCUUGUUGAUGCACGCACAUUUUCAUCUGAUGAUGCAUUUGCUACAAGGUUCGCUACUUGGAUAUUGACUCCACUCUCUGAAUGCCUUGUUCGGCAAGAAAGCGCCUCUGCUGGAAUUUGUGUCACAGUCAUACGUGCCCUGUGUAUUGUUGUGGUUUGUGAUAAACUGAAACUCCCAUUGCUGGAACAGACAUGGCAGAAUGUGUGCAGAUGUUUGCUAGUGCAUGCGGAUACUGUCAACAAUACAUGUGCUGAACUAAAAGACAUAUUAGAAUACUUUCCCGAUAGAAAGUAUUUGGCGAAGGCUGUUGCAAAUUUUGUAAACCGAGUUGACAGGUUUGGCAAAAAUCCUUCCUGGCUGUUUUGUUUACCUCUGAUACAUUUCCUGGAAGAUAUUUGUAAACCAUUCGGCAAAGUAACAACGCAAAGAAACCAUUCUGACAGGGUUCCGAGAUGGUGGGGAAUUGUAGAAAUACAAUCUGCUGUAGAUUCCUUUAAACGGAAUUCUUAUAGGUGGCAAAUUUCACUUGCUAGUAUUUUAGCAACAAUGCAGCCUUUAUUUGAAAUGGAUUUUUACCUGCCACGAAGCAUAAUUGCUUGUCUCAAACCAGUUGAGCUUCGGGAAGUUAUAGGAGAAGAAAUAUUACCUGUGGAAGUUUGUUGUGCUACACUUUGCUGUUUCAUAAAGAGAACCAAGCCAUCAUACAAUCAAGGCAAUCAAGUUUCAACUGAAUCAGAUGUUAUCGGCGAGGAAAAGACUGUAGUAGACUGCAUUUCCAAAUUGAAAAACAGGCUUCAGUGCUACUCAAUUCCUAUAGGGAGUUCAAGAAAACAGUGGUGGCUUGCAUUCAUGAUCGCCUUUGAGUGUCUCCAAGAGGCAGUAUCUACAAAAAGAACUUCAAAAGUCAUUCCAAGCGCUCAAAUAUUUCUCCACUGUGUUUCUGUCUACCAGCGUAUAUGCAACCAGGCAGAUAGCGAAGAGGACAAAAUGGAAACGAGACUAGAAGAAAAACACAAGGAACUUAAAGAAAAAGCUUGUGAUUGUAUACUAUCUUGGUUAAGGACAUACGCCAGUGAGUACUGGAUGAUACGUAUGGCCGAAAACCUUCAAGUAUGGAACAAAGCCUUUGUAGAACAACUGAAAGAAGAAGAAGUUGGAAUAUACUGGAAUGAAUGUGUUGCAAAUAGAUUGAUUCAAAAUCUCAGUCUAGAGAAAAACACUGUGACAUCGGAAUUUUUGCGACAUUAUUGCCAGCACCUUGAUGGCUACUCGGGACCACUACAAGACUGUUUGAACAGAUUUGCACUAAAAGCAGUUGAAGGAGGCAUCGAUUUAGAUAUCCUAUCCCUUAGAGAAGCCGAGAAGGCUAGAUUUGCAACAUUGCUAUCUGAGAUGUUUCAGAGAGAGUGGAGAUCAGUGGAUAUUGGAGAACAGGACUUGAGAGAAGAACGAAUUUUGAAAAUGGUCUUAUCUUGGUCACCUUUUCGCCAAUUCUUGAAAAGCCUAUAUAACAAUGAAAAGUGUAGUUGCUACCUUUCGAAAACUUGCCAGAAUAAUUUACGAAGUACGACAGCUGUAGUUCAUAAUAGCACAGAGGCUAUUGUUACUGGAAAUAUAAGAAUUGGUACACUCAAGUACAUUCAGAGGAAUAAAAACGUAUUCUGUGAGGUAGUGCAAGAAAUUAUGUCCGAAAAGAAAGAGAUUUCACGGGUCAUAUCCAAAGCUGUGAAUAUAAGAAUACAGGAGGUGCAAGCAUUUGAAGAACAGGCCGACAAAAUAAAGGCAUUUGUUGAUCUUUGUACACAUUUUCCAGAAGGUAUAAUUGUGUGGCUUUUUAAAUUUUGUUAUAUUAUUGUAAUACCGUUAUAUUUAAAACUGUAAUAUAAUUAAACAAGA